This is a messenger RNA of Aspergillus uvarum CBS 121591, 1327 nucleotides long. RefSeq lists its product as uncharacterized. The coding region runs from base 115 to 1047 and encodes 310 amino acids. Lineage: Eukaryota; Fungi; Ascomycota; Eurotiomycetes; Eurotiales; Aspergillaceae. The transcript has 3 exons. The record is from RefSeq and is a predicted model, not a curated record.
GCCGACGAGGCUGAUGUGAUGAUUUGAGAUACAUCUAUAAGACUGCUCUCCGCACAACCACGCAACAAUGCCAACAUCCAGGGCCCCCAGAUCCAUGUAUAGAUCCUUUCCACAAUGUGGCCAGCCUGCCGAAGCACCGUGCUCGCGGCGUUGGCCGCCCAAGCGCUAGCCGUCACGCAAAUCACGGACGCUGACAUGCAAACCCUGCUGAACCAAGACGGCGUCGAGCUUGCGGACCGCUACGCGCCGCUCUGGUUCUUCGGUCAAGCCCUGCACGAGGUGCCAUGCUACCCGACCUGGGCCUUCGGGGGCUCGCCGGGCUCGCCCGACGUAUACGACGCGGCGCACCAGACCUCACCGGCGCCGCAAUGCGAAUACCCCGACGUGGGCUGCGAAUGCCGCAACCCGGGCGUCGACGCCGGGAAUCCCGGCCCAGCGUUCCCGAUCUACUACACCGUGCAGCGGUGCAAUGAGACCGAAGUGCGCGUGGUCUAUAAUCUCUUCUAUGAGAAGGACGGGGCCAAGGUGCUCGACCUCAUUGACACCGGUCAUGACUAUGACUGGGAAAGAGUCAUCAUCGUGCACUCGCGCGACGCGAACGAGCUGUGGGCGCCUUCUCGCGCACUGCUCUCCGCUCAUAGCGGCUACCAUAAUCUAGCCUGGAGUCAGAUCCACAGCACGCUGACGAGCGAGGAGAUCGCGGCUGGCGACGCGCGUGCACCGGAAGGGGUGCGUGGGAAUGACCAUCCGAAGGUGUAUGUCUCGUGGUCGAAGCACGCGCAUUUCGACACCAGGGAUACGGUCUGGGUCGACCCGAUCAGCCAGUCCACGGACAAUGCGUUUCGGAGUAAUGAUUGGUGGUAUUAUGUCGAGCAGCAGUACUAUGUAAGUUUUCCUUUCGUUUCGUCGAUUCUGCUAACAGACAGCCCAAAAAAGAUUCGAUCGGAUAAUUCCACCGAGGCAGGGAAAGCCUUGGGCAGCACGGAUUGGGGUUCGGCGACCAGCAAUCCUCCGUCUGUGCAGGCAAGCGUGUGCUCGGCUUCAUGAGGAACGGGGCGGUAUUCUUUGGGGGUAUAGAUCCGGAAAGGACAAUAGACUUCCUUUUGCCAUGUAAUGAAGACAAUGUUUUGUGUAUAGUGUCGACGCGGAGAGCCUGUAGAAUUGCAGCGAUAAAUAAUGCGCGGAUCUCGCAAAUGACGUCGACGGACCCGUCUCUCCUCCCCCACCUGAAAUUCGUUCCUCUGAGUCUAGCUCCAACCUUCAGCUCCAACAAAGUCAACACCACCAAAUCCCACCUCCUUUCCUACAUCUCCAUCUAUCGCAUCAA